Encephalitozoon cuniculi GB-M1 is the source of this 315-nucleotide messenger RNA. RefSeq names its product Bud20p-like protein. The coding region runs from base 1 to 315 and encodes 104 amino acids. NCBI's taxonomy places the organism in Eukaryota, Fungi, Microsporidia, Unikaryonidae. The record is from RefSeq and is marked provisional. The transcript has a single exon.
AUGCCGAAGAGCGACACAAAGCAGAAAAAAAGGAGGAGCAACAAAAACAGACUGAGAAUAAAGAGAGCCCGGCUGUUUGGCCCGAAAGAUAUCGACCAGGUGAAGGAGGACAUUGAAUCCCAGAAGAAAAUAGAGUAUGAUCCUGAGCUACCGGGAGGUGGACAUUUUUACUGUUGCGAAUGUGACAGGCAUUUCAUCACUGAGAAGGUUCUUAUGGAACACAAGAGGUCUAACCCGCACCGAAGAAGAGCUAAGGAAGUGAGAGAGGUAGCACACUCCCAGAGAGAUGCCGAAUGGGCUGUUGGAUUAACAUGA